Messenger RNA from Drosophila biarmipes, 3095 nucleotides. It is a transcript of the gene Slmap, whose product is annotated as sarcolemmal membrane-associated protein. The record is from RefSeq and is a predicted model, not a curated record. Lineage: Eukaryota; Metazoa; Arthropoda; Insecta; Diptera; Drosophilidae. Bases 154 to 2871 code for a protein of 905 amino acids. Gene Ontology annotation, molecular function: protein binding. The transcript has 4 exons.
GUAAGUGCUUUUCAACUAAAAUACCUUACAGCCUUUCUAUCGUGCCCCAGUAUGAGUCAUUGAAAAAUAAAAACAACUAAAUCGUAAUGAGGGGGUAAGGCUGCACCUAUAGAAAAAAGAAGAUUAGCUUAAAGGCAAGUUUGAUGUACAGUGAUGGUCGUAGUGGGCAACGAAUUGCUGACAAAUAACGAUGACCAGAAACCAAAAUCAGCAUCGCCGACUACACCAUCAGCCGUCGGAGCAAUAGCACUGAACAAUAGGGAUAUAGACACAGAGUUGCCUGAGAAGACCAAGCCUGCAGCUGACGAAGCAGUAGCUUCAACUAUCAAGCGAAAGAAGAACCAGUACGCCGCAAUCAUGGAAGAGGGAAAAAAAGUGGAGGACGACCAUCUUUUUGAGAUAAGGGAUAUGAACGAACUCAUUGCGGCUGACAAAAAAAAUGAGGAAGCGAUUGAAAACCAAGAAAAUAAUAACAUGCAAGUCUGUGACUCUAAUACGAAUACAUUGCAGGGUGUAUCCAGUCUCGACCGUCGUGCGACAGCUCAGUUGCCAACUGCAGUCUCGCAGCAGGUGCUUAACUUAGCCAUGAAGUCCGUGCUGAAUGCAAACAAUUCCGGAAUCGGAGUUGGAGUGACUAGUUCCGGCAGUCUGUUUAGCUCCCUGGGUGCACUAAACAGUAGUGCUUUACAACGGGAACAAGCCACGGAUUGCGGCACAUUGCUACUCUCUUCUGUUGUUCCAACGGCAUUGGAGUCCACCACAACUUCGAGCACGGGUGAUGCCAAAAUAGUUUUACAGUGUGAAGCCAAGUCCCAUAAGUUCGACACAAGAUCAAUACUUUUGCAGCCGAAUCAGGAUUGCAAGGUAGGUCGCCUUAUAGCCAAAAGCAAAGCGAGUGAAGGAAACGCAAUUUUUGACUGUAAAGUCUUAUCAAGAAACCACGCAAUGCUGUGGUACACUCCGGACGGUCGUUUCUGGGUCAAAGACACAAAGUCUAGCAACGGUACCUUUAUUAACGACAACAAGCUGGGUAAUGAUCCGGCUGAACUUCACUACGGGGAUACCGUAAAGUUUGGAGUUGAGGUGAUUGAGAACUCUCGCCAGGAAGUGCACGGCUGUAUCAUUGCUCGUGUCUCCCUCUUUCUACCAAAUGGGCGAGAGGCUAUUUCGAUAGAUGCGGGCCAGAUGCUGUUGUCCGGGCAUAACCGAAUUAGCUUUGACGAAGUUCAACGCCUAAACUCCUUUCUUCAGGAAGCUGUGCAGCGAGAGAAGACGUUAAAAGCAAAGUUAAGCAGCUUACAAGGCGUUCUUGAUACCACCCGAAAAAACUCUGCCAUGUGCUGGCAGAGUAUGAUAACUGAAGACCAGUUAUUGCACAAGAUCAACUUAUUGGAAAAAAAACUGCAGACGAUGGAGAAGAACAUUCCAGAGAAUGCGCUUCGAAACGAGAUUGUGAAACUUCUUGAGGAUAAAACCGCAUACCAGUUGACUGCCAAAGAGGCCCUGCAAAAGGUUUACCAGGAACGGUGCGAAGCUAUGCAAAUGCUCUCUAAGAUGGAAAUGUCCUACGCUACCUCAGAAAACGAGUGCACCAUAUUGCGUGCUCAGGUCUUAACAUCGAAGCAGACAAUGCUGGACUUUAAUGCUCGGUUAGAGCAACUUCAGCAAGAGUACACGGAGUACAAGCAGGAAACAUUGCGGCAACGACAAAAAGCUAAGGAACAGGAGGAGAAAAAUCUGGAGCUUCUUAAGGAGAAGCUGACCACACAAGCUCACGAAGUUGAGAAACUUCGUUUACAGGUUACUCAGCUUCAACAGUCUAUUGUUGAGAAUGAUAGUGGACUUUUGCAAGAGAAUGAUGUCUUGGAUCAAUUAGAUGCAAUCAUAGCCAACGAUGAAGAAUAUGAUAACAAAGGUCAUGCGUCGGACGGAAGAGAAGACCAAAAAACUUAUACACCAAAUAUUAUGACUGCGCCACAAAAUCAUUUCAUAAUGAACGUCGAUCAGCAUUCGACGGAGUCAGCAUCACAGAAGGAAAUGAUGAGAUUAAGUGAACCAGACUUGGAAAAAAUCAUUUGCAAUUCAAGCGUCAUAAAGUUGCUAAAGAAUUCAGAUCUUUGCAAAACAGAAGACGGCACAGCAGUUUUGAAAGCCAUUUUCAACGAUAAAGAUGAAGAUUCUAAAUGCAGAAUUAUGGAGGGUGAUGGAAAAAUCCAAGCUUCAAAUGCUGGCACAGAUUUAGUUUUAAGCGAAUUCAACACGGGUAUUAAGCAAGAGAGAGCAGAAACCGUAGAAGAGAUCGUCCAAAAUUAUUCAAGGUUUGAUCGACUCAAUGAAAUUAAUGAACAGUUUAAGAAAUCACCUUCAAGGAGCCCGACUCAUAAGUUCGAUAGCCAAAACACGCUUGUAUGGGUUGGGGAAAAUCAUUAUAAUCCAACGGACUUUCCCACAGAGCAAGCCAUAGAAAUGUUACAAGAGGAAUGUUAUACAUACAAGAAAAAGACGGAGCACUUAACUGUUGAAAAUCACUCCAUGCGCGAGAAGAUCGAUAUACUAAGAAAGCAGCUUGAGCAGGAACUCAAAAAUGAAAAAAGGCAGGACGAUAGCCAAGAUAAUACAGAGAUCGACUGGAAGGAUGACAAGGCGGCCAUAAAUAACUCGCAAGUGGAACAGGAGGAAGAACUUAUUGUUUACAAGGAACGACUUGAGCAUUCAGAGCGAUGCAACUUGGAGCUUCGUAAUGAAAUUUCAGACAUGCGUCUUAAUCAGCAGCAUAUUCUACCCGAAAAACAAUUGCUAUUGCAUCGUGUUCUACCUGUUGGCUGUAUCGUCAUUGCACUUCUAAUAUAUUUAUUUUCUAACCGAAUUUGAGAAGAUAAAUUCCCUUACAAUUCACUUUUAAGAAAUAACUUGCGAGCAAAAAGCUAUUGGAGCGUUAUAAAUGAUAUAAAUCCGGAUGGCAGUAAAUACAAAAAGGAAUCGUAUUCUCAUUAAGCUUUAUUACAUUUUCCUUUGCUUCUGUUUUCAAAUUCACAAUAAGUGUAAAAUUAAAGUGGUAAUUUCGAAUUAAAAUUUACCUUAAUACCAUUGAUAAA